Messenger RNA from Orycteropus afer afer, 1626 nucleotides. It is a transcript of the gene IL18R1, whose product is annotated as interleukin 18 receptor 1. Gene Ontology annotation, biological process: positive regulation of type II interferon production; interleukin-18-mediated signaling pathway. NCBI's taxonomy places the organism in Eukaryota, Metazoa, Chordata, Mammalia, Tubulidentata, Orycteropodidae. Gene Ontology annotation, molecular function: interleukin-18 binding; interleukin-1 receptor activity; interleukin-18 receptor activity. The coding region runs from base 1 to 1626 and encodes 541 amino acids. The transcript has 10 exons. The record is from RefSeq and is a predicted model, not a curated record.
AUGCAUUCUAAAGCACUGUCCUUGGCACUUUUGAUACAUCUCUUAUUCCACACGUCAGCAACCUGUCGGUCGUAUCCCCAAGUUACCGCGGUUGCAGGUGAGCCUUUCUAUUUGAAAUAUUGCGUGUCUUCAUCUGAGCAUCAUCAUGAAAACGCCACCACAAGAUGGUACAAAAGCAAUGGGGCGCUUGAAAAGAUUGAACUAAACCCAAACAAUUCACCGAGAACUGCUUUUCAUGAUUAUGCUUUGGAAUUUUGGCCAGUUGAAUUGGAUGACAGUGGAUCUUACUUUUUGGAAAUGCAAAAUGAUACUUGGGAAUGGAAUUUAAACGUUAUCAGAAGAAAUGAACACAGCUGUUUUACUGAAAAACGAAUAAAUAGGAAAACUGUGGAAGUUAAAAAAGCUUUGCAGUUAAUGUGUGAAAAUUCUUACUACAAAAAAUGGGUCAACAGAACAUCAUUCUAUAAGAACUGUGAACAGAUAAUAGAGAACAAUGAAAACCCAUUUAUUUCUAUGAAGAAUGCAGAGUUUGAAGAUCAGGGAUAUUACACCUGCAUGCUUUCCCUUGAUUAUAAUGGAAAACUCUUCAAUGUCACCAACACCUUCAAUGUAACAAUAGCUGGAGAUCACAAUAAUAUAAUUCCAGUUCUUUAUGGACCGAAAAUUAAUCAUGUUGAAGUGGAAUUAGGAAAAGAUGUUGAGCUUAAUUGCUCUGCUUUGCUGAAUAAAGAUGAUGUGGUUUAUUGGAGCUUCUGGAAAGAAAAUGAAACAGAUCACAAUGUACAUGAAGAGAAGGAGCCAAAAAUAUUUAGUACCCCAGAAGGCAAACAGCAUGCUUCGAUAUUACUGCACAUAAGGAAUAUUAAUGAAAAUAAUCUAAAUUUUCAGUAUAAUUGCACUGUGGCUGGCGGGGGAGGCACAGACACCAGAGUCUUCAUCUUGUUGAGAAAAGAUGUUGUUGAUAUCCCAGGUCACAUUUUCACCAAAGGAAUGAUAGUAGCUAUUUUCAUCUUGGUGUUAAUUGUAUCCAUAGUGAUUGUGUGUACUGUUUAUAGAGUUGACUUGACUUUAUUUUAUAGAAACUUACUUGGAAGAGAUGAAACAUUAGCAGAUGGAAAAACAUACGAUGCUUUUGUGUCUUACCUUAAAGAAUGUCGACCAGAAAAUUAUGAGGAGUACACUUUUGCUGUGGAGAUUUUGCCCAGGGUGUUGGAGAAACAUUUUGGGUAUAAAUUAUGCAUAUUUGAAAGGGAUGUAAUGCCUGGAGGAGCUGUUGUUGAUGAAAUCCAUUCACUGAUAGAAAAGAGCCGGAGACUAAUCAUUGUCCUAAGUGAAAGAUACAUGUCUAAUGAAGUCAGAUAUGAACUUGAAAGUGGACUCCAUGAAGCACUGGUGGAAAGAAAAAUUAAAAUAAUCUUAAUUGAAUUUACACCUAUUAGCGACUUAAUGUUCUUGCCCGAGUCAUUAGAACUUUUGAAAUCUCAUCAAGUUCUUAAGUGGAAGGCUGAUAAGUCUCUUUCAUAUAACUCAAAGUUCUGGAAAAAUCUUCGCUAUUUGAUGCCUGCAAAAACGAUCAAGCCAAGCAGGGAUGAAUCUGAAGUUUUGCCUAUUCUUUCGCGGAUUUGA